Molecule: messenger RNA, 2814 nt
Organism: Pseudoliparis swirei
Lineage: Eukaryota; Metazoa; Chordata; Actinopteri; Perciformes; Liparidae
Product: zinc finger protein 260-like
Exons: 3
Coding region: 1-1461 (486 amino acids)
Biological process (GO): regulation of transcription by RNA polymerase II
Cellular component (GO): nucleus
Molecular function (GO): DNA-binding transcription factor activity, RNA polymerase II-specific; RNA polymerase II cis-regulatory region sequence-specific DNA binding
Source: RefSeq, a predicted model, not a curated record
AUGUCUAAAGUCCAAAUGCUGAGACGACUAGUCAACCAGCGACUCACUGCGGCUGCGCAGGAGAUCUGCGGGCUGUUUGAAGCAACGCUCGCAGAGUCCGAGGAGGAACUGUGUCGUUCACAGGAGGAGAACGAGCGGCACCGGAAGCUGCUGCACGCCGUGUUCCACCCGGAAGUCCGGGUCCAACGAGCAGACGUCCAGCAGCUGAUGGUCCAACAAGAGGUUCCCCCUGAGCAGCAGGUCUGGAGCUCCAGUCUGGACCCAGAGCCCCCCCAUAUUAAAGAGGACCAGGAGGACCCAGAGCCCCCCCAUAUUAAAGACCAGGAGGACCCAGAGCCCCCCCACAUCAAAGAGGACCAGGAGGACCCAGAGCCCCCCCACAUCAAAGAGGACCAGGAGGACCCAGAGCCCCCCCACAUCAAAGAGGACCAGGAAGAACUCAGUCACGAGGGAGAGCAGCUUCAAGGUCUGGAGGCGUCUGGUCUCACGUUCUCAUUAACUUUGGAGAGUGAAGAUGAUGAAGAGGAAGCUCAGUCCUCUCAGCUUCAUCAAAGUCAAACUGAACAUAUGGAAACAGAAGCUGAUGGAGAGGAUUGUGGAGGACCAGAACCAGACAGGAACUCUGAUCCAGAUCCUGAUGGGGAGACUGGAGACUCUUCUGAACCCGAUCCUGAUGACUCUGAGAUUCUCUCGUCUCCUUCCAAUCAACAGUCAGGUUCAAACUCUCUGAAUAAUGACGACGUUUCUGUGAGUGAUUCAAAAUCAAGGUCUGGUAGGAAACCAGUAAGCUGCUCUGAUUGUGGGAAAAUAUUUUACGGUAAGGGAGAUUUGAAGAAACACAUUUUAACUCACACAGGAGAGAAACCCUUCAGCUGCACGGUUUGUGAUCAAACCUUUAACCGCAAGUCAAGUGUGACGAGACACAUGGUGGGUCACGCGGGAGAGAAACCCUUCAGCUGCUCAGUUUGUGGCAAAAGCGUGAAGCAAAAGUCGGAUCUGAAGAGACACAUGAUGAUUCAUACGGGAGAAACACCCUUCAGCUGCUCGGUCUGCAAAACUUCUUUUAUACGGAAGGGAACUUUAAAGGAUCACAUGUUCAUUCACACAGGAGAUAAACCGUUCAGCUGCUCCGUCUGUAAAACAUAUUUUGCCGUGAGCGCCGAUUUCAAGAGACACAUGUUAAUUCACACAGAAGAGAAACCGUUCAGCUGCGCCAUCUGUAAGAAAACGUUUGUACUGAAACGAUACCUCGGCAAACACAUGUUGACUCACUCAGGAGAGAAACUCUUCAGCUGCUCCACCUGUAAAAGAUCGUUUGCACGGAGGGGAGAUUUAAAGGUUCACAUGAGAUGUCACACAGGAGAGAAACCCUACAGCUGUCCAGUUUGCAAACAAUCUUUUAGACAGAGGGGAUCUUUAACGGGACACAUAAGACGUCACACAGAAGAGAACUCCCUUUAGUAGUUCUGGUUUUGGAAAAGUUGACUAACUCCAUUCCCCCCUCGCUUGGGGGAGUGACUCAAUUCCAACUCGGAGGAUUCUAUCCACCGAUCUGUCAGAACCACGGAGGUCCUGACUCCCCCUGACAGCGGGGUCACGGUCCCCCAUCCUCAGCAGGAGAAACUCAGAGAAACCAGAAACCACUACGACGUCAUCUCCAGGAGGAGAAUAUCGUCUGAUUUGUUUAACUUUAACUGCCUGUGGACUUGUGAUUGCCAUGUGAUAUCAUGUCUCUUUUGUUCAAAUGUUACCGUACUUGUUUUCCCAGGAGAGGUUGUCCGUCUCUGGCGUCCAGACAAGACAAGGAUACACCGUGUUUUGGUGAAUGGGGGAAAUGGUUGGUGUCUUUUGUAGGAUCUACGUUUUUGAGUCAGUUGAAUGCUUUCAAUCUCUCUCUCUCCCUUUGUUCUGACUCAAAUUUCCACUUAUUCAAUGUCUGCCUCAUAUCACAUUAUUCUUCAGCUUUUUCUUUGAUAAGGGUUAAUAUGUGUGUAUAUGUAUGUAUUAGGGCUGUCAAUCGAUUAAAAAAAUUUAACUAAUUAAUCGCACAUUUUGAAAAUCAUUAAUCGCGAUUAAAAGGUUUUUUUUCUUCUAAAGACUAAAUCUUCUAAAUGAACGAGUAAUCCCUUUGUAUUCUUUUUUAAAGACCAAACUUCACACAGAGCUGUGUUUUCAAAGAGGCUCCUACCUAUAAAGUGCCAGCGAGGUAUUUAAUAUCGUGGAUGAUAAAUUGUUUCUUCAGUGAAACAUCCAGAUUAGUAAAAAAAAAAAAGUAUAUUGAGACCCCAUUGGUCCUGUCAUCUUUAACACUGAACAGCAGAACCAGUGGCCCAGGUAACUGACUGACAUUCACAUAUGUCACGUUAACCCUCUGGAGGCUGGGGGCAUUUUAUACAUUUUACAAAAAAAUGUUAAUUCACCUUUUAAAGACUUUUGCAUAUUACACAUCCCCAUGUGUUAUACAUCAAACAUUCCAGAACAAUCUCAGCUCUAUAUAUUGAGGCACAUUGUCCUCGCGCCGUGUUCUCUGCUCUCUGACUGACAGGCUGCUAAUGAGCCUUACAUGUUUGGUGGGAGGUCCUUGUGAUUUACUGAGUGUAAAUGGGUUGUUUUUUCGCUAAAUUUUGACAGACAAACGGAUUGACCAAUCACGUUGAAGGUUUCGUGUGACGAGUUCUUUCCGCGCCGCGUCACCCAAUCCGUCGCCCCUCUGUUCCUCUGUGUAUCAGAGGGGGAGACGGGAGGAAGGAGCGGAGGAGGAAACCUGACUGAUUUCGCGGAGGAAUAAUUGUUUUAAAAACGGAAACAGUGUCA